Aphidius gifuensis is the source of this 932-nucleotide messenger RNA. RefSeq lists its product as uncharacterized. Lineage: Eukaryota; Metazoa; Arthropoda; Insecta; Hymenoptera; Braconidae. Bases 263 to 826 code for a protein of 187 amino acids. The transcript has 3 exons. The record is from RefSeq and is a predicted model, not a curated record.
UUAGUUUAAUAAAAGUAAAAAAACAUCAACACAAUUGUGAUUUAUCCAUUUGAUAAACAAAGUUUUUUAAAUGGCAGAUUAUGCUCCAAAUGGGCUAACAAAAAAGUGAGUCCCAAUAAUAAAUUGUCACAAUUACACUUGGCUACAAUUAUUUUUAUUAUUUUUAUAAAUAAAAAAAACAAGAAAAGUUAUUGUCAAUAAAUGAUAACAAUAAUUUACAAGUUUUUAUAUAAAAAAAUUAAAUAAAAAAAAAGCUAAUACAAUGGCCGAAAAAACCCUAAAUGACAUUGUUGUAAGUUGUGGAUCUAAUAUACCAGAAGUUGUUGAAGGCAUGGAGGGUUUAUCAGUUGAUGUUGAAAUGAAAGAUUAUCAACCAAAAAAAUAUUCAAUGAGAAAAAGAGUUGCUACAGUACCACUUGAAAUGGAAGUACGAAACAGAAGAUGCAACAUGAAACCAAAAAAACGUAGUUAUUCAACAAUGGAAAAUGAUAAAGAAAUACGUGAAUAUUAUCUUGAUAAAAAUCUUAAAAAACGUACAACAACAACAUUAGAAACAAUUUAUGAAGAAAUUGAUGGUAUGAAUGAAAAUUCAACAGUUAUUAGUGGAAGAAAACUCAAAAGAUUAAUACAAUUUAAUGAUAAAAAUAAACAAAUGAAUGAUGCUAAAAUUAAAAAACGAAAAAAUAAAAUAAAAAGAUCAUUUGGUUCAAAAAUACGUUUAAAAACAAAUAAUAUAUCAAUGCCAGCAUUUUUAAAAAAAUUAAACAGUAUUAUGAGUGAUUCAUCAACACCAUCAACAUCAACAGCAUCAACAUCAAAUUCAUAGUAACAACAUAAUGAAGUAGUGUGAAAAUUUUUUUAACUUAAAAAUUAUAAAAUAUUUAAAGUUAAUAAUUAUUUAAGAUUAGUAUUAAUAUUGUUUUUUUUUUUUU